AUGAUUAGCGGGCACAUGGCUCCCACAAAAGGAAGGAUUAUUGUCGACGGCAGAGACAUAUCUGGGUAUGAGCGUGUGCGCGUCGGCAUUUGCCCCCAACACAAUGUGCUAUUUCCGUAUUUAACCGUGAAAGAACACUUGGAAUUCUAUGCUGCGCUCAAAAACCCAUCUCUAUCGAAGAAGGAAGUGACACGCGCUGUGAAUGAAAUGGUUGAUGAUUUGCGAUUGGAAAAUAAGUUUAAUGCUUUGGUGUCAACUCUUUCCGGUGGUAUGCAGCGACGAUUAUGCAUUGGAAUCGCAUUUAUUGCAGGUUUGUCUCCUAAAUUGAAAAAAUCAUCGAUAAACACGACUCUGACACUUGAGCUCAAAUGAUU
Molecule: messenger RNA, 374 nt
Organism: Strongylus vulgaris
Lineage: Eukaryota; Metazoa; Nematoda; Chromadorea; Rhabditida; Strongylidae
Source: the annotation of a GenBank genome assembly